AUGGUCAUAAUUCCUGCAAAUCCGUCUCUUAUGCUUUCUAACAAUGAUGUCUAUACUGUGGUUGACAUGGUCAUAAUUCCUGCAACAACUGGACAGAUGGGUGUUCUUCCCGGACAUGUGGCAACAAUUGCAGAGCUGAAGCCUGGGGUCAUGUCUGUGCAUGAAGGGAAUGAGGUGACCAAAUACUUUGUUAGUAGUGGCUUUGCGUUCAUCCACGCAAACUCAUAUACAGAUAUAAUUGCCAUUGAAGCCGUGCCAGUUGACCAAAUUGACCCUACCCUGGUCCAAAAGGGUCUUGCGGAUUUCACACAAAAACUUAGCUCUGCCACCACAGAUUUGGAGAAAGCCGAAGCCCAAAUUGGAGUGGAUGUGCAUAGUGCUCUCAAUUCUGCUCUCUCAGGCUAG
This is a messenger RNA of Thlaspi arvense, 405 nucleotides long. Lineage: Eukaryota; Viridiplantae; Streptophyta; Magnoliopsida; Brassicales; Brassicaceae. The record is from the annotation of a GenBank genome assembly.